Molecule: messenger RNA, 828 nt
Organism: Panicum hallii
Lineage: Eukaryota; Viridiplantae; Streptophyta; Magnoliopsida; Poales; Poaceae
Product: peroxidase 44-like
Exons: 1
Coding region: 1-828 (275 amino acids)
Biological process (GO): hydrogen peroxide catabolic process; response to oxidative stress
Molecular function (GO): heme binding; peroxidase activity
Source: RefSeq, a predicted model, not a curated record
AUGGAGCGGCUGCACUACACGGACCCGACCCUGGCGCCCGCCCUCAUCCGGCUGCUCUUCCACGACUCCUUCGUCCACGGCUGCGAUGCCUCCGUCCUCAUCGUGCCCACGCCGCGCUACUCCUCCGAGCGCGCCGCCGUCCCCAACCACACCCUGCGCGGCUUCGGCGCCGUCGACGCCGUCAAAAGCGCGCUCGAGGUAGCCUGCCCGGCCGCCGUCUCCUGCGCCGACGCGCUCGCGCUCAUGGCCAGGGACGCCGUCGCCCUCCUCGGCGGCAACCGCUACGACGUCGCGCUGGGGCGCCGUGACGGCACGCAAUCCAACCCCUGGGAAGUCGACCUGCCCGCGCCCUUCACCAGGCUCGACGACGUCCUCGCCUACUUCGCCGCAAGGGGCUUCUCCGCCGAGGAGACCGUCGUGCUCUUCGGCGCCCACACCGUCGGCGGCGCGCACUGCUCCUCCUUCCGCUACCGCCUCACCAGGCCCGACGGCGCCAUGGACGAGACCCUCCGCUGCGACAUGCUCGACACCUGCGGCGCCGCCGACCUGCCGCUGGACACCGACCCGGCCACCUUCUUCGAUCCAGACACGCCAUUCACCGUCGACAACAACUACUACGCGCAGCUCAUGAGCAACAGGACGCUGCUGCAGGUCGACCAGGAGGCCGCCACGCACCCCGACACCGCGCCGCACGUCGCCUACUACGCGGCCAGCCCCGACGCGUUCAUGCAGAGGUUCUCCGAGGCCAUGGCCAAGCUCAGCAACGUCGGCGUGCUCGAGGGCGACGCCGGCGAGGUCAGGAAGGUCUGCUCGAGGUACAACAAUUGA